Molecule: messenger RNA, 4266 nt
Organism: Pristis pectinata (smalltooth sawfish)
Lineage: Eukaryota; Metazoa; Chordata; Chondrichthyes; Rhinopristiformes; Pristidae
Product: tumor necrosis factor receptor superfamily member 14-like
Exons: 6
Coding region: 371-838 (155 amino acids)
Biological process (GO): apoptotic process; defense response to Gram-negative bacterium; immune response
Cellular component (GO): external side of plasma membrane; membrane
Molecular function (GO): protein binding; transmembrane signaling receptor activity
Source: RefSeq, a predicted model, not a curated record
CGGUGCGUGGGCACUUUAAAAAGCAAACCGCCAUAUCCAGCAGGCAGCGUCAGAGCGGGCAGUGGAGUGAGAGGCAGCAGAGUGGUCGGUCUUUGGCUUAAGGGGCUUUGGCGUAAAGGGGCAAGGCAGAACAAGGGACGUAAAUUCCAACACAAAGAGAACUGCAAGUCAGCAAAGUCACUGACCUAGAGCUCUGAAAUGAAAAUGAGGAAGACGAAAUUUGUUACUGAAAGCUGUUACUCUCGUUCUGAGUGAAGCACCGACAAUCCUUAUCCAGUAUUCAGCGAGGUGGAGAGCAAUUUAAUUUUACAAAUUGCAUUUUAGUGUUAGAGCUUGAGCUGGCACCUGGGUUCCUGGCACACGUGCGAGAAUGAUGGGAUCCCCAGAGAUUUGUUGCAUUCUUUUAUUGAUUUUUAACUUGCAACUGGUGAGAAGCUGUGGCCCAGGAGAAUAUAAUUUUCAAGACCUGUGCUGCUCCAUGUGCCCGCCAGGUACACGUGUUUCAAAACACUGCACGUCAACAUCAGCUACUAUAUGUAUUCCCUGUGCUCGUGGAGCUUACAUGGACCACCAAAAUGGUUUAGAAAAAUGCCUGAAGUGCAAGUAUUGUGAUCCAGAGCUGGGACUUGAUACUGUGCAAGAAUGCAGUGAAAUCCAGGAUGCAGUGUGUGACUGCAAAGAAGGGUAUUUCUGCUUGGCAAAAACAAAAGAUAGAUGCCAUAUGUGUACAAAAUAUAUCACACCUUUUUUCAAUGAAAGUAGAAAUGACAAAGGUGCUCCCAAGCAACAUGAAGUGAAACCAACACCACAGUCUGUAAUUACCCAAGCCAAUGUUUAAACUUAUGGAUCAGGAAGACACACAGAAUCCAUUGCAACCUGGGAACAAACGCUAAGGAGGAAAUUGUUUCCUAAACCAGAAGCAUCGGACAAACUCUGGAAGUGGGAGUCAGCUCCUGAAACAACCACAGGGAAGUCCAAGGUUGCCCGUGGACAGGACCCUGUAUCAAUAAGAAAGACACUAAUGACAAUGAUGCAAACGUUUGAUCAAACCUUUCCUAAAGAAUCUUUAAGGCUUCAGGAGACAGGAAAUAAAGCUAUUACAGAAUUACAAAAUAGUAAUGCAGACCAACUUGGCAAGUCUGCAGAAUGUUAUGCAGAUUGGGCUAGCAGAUAUGCAAAAUACUAUUCAAUCAGGCAUGGCUGGCCUGCAGGUUGCUGUACAAACUGGCAUGGCAGACAUUAAGAGUGCACUACAGAUUGGAAUGGCUGGCAUUCAGAAGCUUUAAUUUCUGGAAUGGCUGAUAUCAAAGGCAUUAAAAUUGGUCUCACACAGACCGAUAAUACUCUGAAACAAAUGCAGGCAAACUCACAAUCUAAUUUAUUACUGAUGACCAAACAGAUUGGCUCACUAGUCAAUAUAUUGACCAAGUUUGCUUCCUCAAACCAAACCAUUUCCUUCAUCCAGUUUAAGGAUAUUACUUGUGAUCUUUCCAACAAAGAGUCAAUACAGCCGCAAGUAACAACAAAGCAACCAUAAGUUACCUUUAUAGUCUAUAAGACUGACUUUGGGUAAAUUUCCAGCUCCACAUAAUAUAGUGUACGUGAGCAGCUGAUAUCAUGACAGCUGCUCAGCCUGGAAGGCAAAGCACUCAUCCAACAAAUCUCAAAAUGAAAAAAAAUACUUUUAUUUUUCUGGUUGGACCUUUCUCUUUUUCUUCCUAUGAAAUAUAUAUGCACCUCAUCUUGUCUUUUGUUUUAAAUAACGCCAAGCUCCAGAACUUCCUUUUUCAAAAUUUACUUUCAGUUGUAUACUAAAAAUACCUAACGAUGUAGUACCAUGUGUAUAAACCUUCCUCACAACACUUGAAGACAUAAUUUUGAUAAUUUAAGAAAGAGCUGAUAAUCUAUCUUUAUUUUCCAAAUCUAUAUUCCCAUCCUUCAUUUCGAUUUACAUUAUGAAAUACUUAACUACAAGAUCUACUUGCAUGUUUAGUGUAAGAAGAGUUGCAAGUUCCCAGUUUGCAGCAUAAUUUAUCUUUAAUAAACAUGGAAAGCACAAGCGGUUCAAAGUCAAAUUUAUUUCUCAUGUGCAUAAGUACAUGUAUGCACCACGUACAAUGAAAAACUUACUUGCUGUUAUCAGGUAAGUAAGGAGAUAGAACAUUGAACCUAGAAACAGUACAGCACAGGAACAGGCCCAUCAACCUACAAUCUCUGCCAACCAUGAGGCGAAUCCAAACUAAUCCCAGCUCGCCUGAACAUGGUCUAUAUCCUUCUAUUUCCUGCCUGUCCAAAUGCCUCUUACUGAUCUGUUGCUAUCGUAUCUGCUUCCAUCCCUUCCCCUGGUAGUGCAUUCCAGGCACCUACCAUUUCCUCUGUAAAAAAAAACUUGCCUUGGCGGCACGAUAGCGUAGUGGUUAGCGCAAUGCUAUUACAGCGCCAGCAAUUGGGGUUCGAUUCCCGUCGCUGUCUGUCAGGAGUUUGUACAUUCUCCCAUGUCUGUGUGGGUUUCCUCUGGGUGCUCCGGUUUCUUCCCACUUUGCAAAGACAUACGGGUAGGUUAAUUUGGGUUUAAAAUGGAUGGCGCGGACUCGUUGGGCCGGAAGGGCCUGUUACCACGCUGUAAAUAAAAUUUUUUUAAAAAUUAAAUCUCCUUUAAACUUUCCCCUCUCACCUUAAACCUGGGAUAGGGAUUAGGUAAGGAUAUCCCUUUUCUGGUAAGGCCUUCUCACAAGAUCACUAAUUACCAAGGACACCAUGUCCAGUUUGCUUCAAAACCACUCAUUAUGUGGAUACAGUCGCCUUCUGAGUCAACCCUCUGGAAAACUAACAGAAUAACUAUUUGUCAUCUAUAUCGAUGAUUUGGAUGAGAAUGUACAUGGCAUUAUUAGUAAGUUUGCAGGUCGUGUUGUUGACAGUGUCAUCAGGAUUCACAGAAGGAUCUUGAUCAGCUGGGUAAGUGGGCCGAGGAACGCCAAACAGAUAAGUGCGAGGUGUUGCAUUUUGGGAAUACAAAUGAGGGUAGGACUUUUCACAGUAAAAGACAGGGCGCCUGGGGAGUGUUGUAUAACAGAGGGACCUUGGAGUACAAGUACAUGGUUCCAUGAAAGUGGUAUUGCAGGUAGACAAGGUGGUGAAGAAAGCUUUUGGCACACUGGCCUUCACCAGUCAGGGCAUUAAGUGUAGAAGUUGGGAUGUUAUGUUGCAGUUGUACAAGACAUUGGUGAGGCCGCAUUUGGAAUACUGUGUUUAGUUUUGGUCACCCUACUAAAGGAAAGAUGUCACUAAGCUGGAAAGAGCGCAGUGGAGAUUUAUGAGGGUGUUGCCAGAACUUGGGGAACUGAGUUAUGGAGAGAGGUUGAGCAGGUUGGAUCUUUUUUCAUUGGAGAGUAAGAGAAUGAGUGGUGUAUAAAAUCACGAGGGCAUAGGUAGGGGAAUGCACAGUCUUUUUCCCAGGGUUGAAGAAUCAAGAACUAGAGGGCAUAGGCUUAAGGUGGGAGGGGAGAGACUGAAUAGGAACUUGAGGGGCAACUUUUUCACCCUGAGGGUGGUCAGUACAUGGAAUGAGCAACCAGAGUAAGUGGUUCAGGCAGGUACAUGAACAACAUUCAAAGGCAUUUGGACAGGUAUAUGGAUAGGAAAGGUUUAGCCAAAGGGAUAUGAGCCAAACACAAGCAAAUAAGACAAGCUUAGAAGGGAAUCUUGGUCGGCUAUGGACCAGUUGGGCUGAAGGCCUGCUUCCUUGUUGUAUGACUAUGAGAAUAGGGAAGGGGUGAGUUCCCAGUGUUAGAGACCAAACUUAAAGGAAUCUGUCCUUUGUUUAUGUAUCCCUGUCAUUGGACAACCAAGAUGGAGGAUUUAAUUUAUCUAAUCUUAAUGUAAAGGAAGACUAGACCCUAAACUAAAACUAUUUAAACAGAAAGAAAGAGAAAGAGACAGAGAGAGAUAGAUGCAAGCUUUUAAGUGACAAGUCUCUUGUCUAUAAUAAUGUAUAUGAUCUGUGCUAACGUGCUGUGCUGAUUGGCUAAGGUGAUUUUGCUAUAUUGUAGACAUGCCUCCAAUUCAAUAAAAUUUAAAACCAGAAUGAUAUUGUUAGCUAAAUUAUGAUUAAAAUAAAUCUUAAAAUGGCCUAGCCCAAGAAUGUACUUUGUUACAUUGAAUCAUGUUUAGCAUUAUGUAAUAAAAACUUGCUUACACUGUAUACAAGCAAGAAAGAAGAAUAUUGUCUAAUAGUAUGUGCUCAGCAAUAAACCAGAUUAUUCCAUC